Molecule: messenger RNA, 309 nt
Organism: Aspergillus udagawae
Lineage: Eukaryota; Fungi; Ascomycota; Eurotiomycetes; Eurotiales; Aspergillaceae
Exons: 1
Coding region: 1-309 (102 amino acids)
Source: RefSeq, a predicted model, not a curated record
AUGCAAUUUUCCUCCAUCGUUACCGUGGCCAUUGCUGCCCUCCUGACCGCUCCCUCUCUGGCCUGCAAAUGCUACGUGAACGGCAACCGUGACGACGGACGUACCCAUUCCUGCUGUGACAGGUUCCGCGGCGUUUUCUGGUAUGGCAAUGAUUGCAAGGCGGGAUCCAUCUCUGAGCACCUCUCCGACUUUCGCAAUUGCUGCGGCGGGUCGUCCGACUGCGACUAUCCCGGUUUGGCCUUGGAGGAGACCGAAGUGGAUUAUGUCAAGACCAUCGUUGCUUUCCCUACUGCCGGGGCAUCCAACUAG